Molecule: messenger RNA, 3464 nt
Organism: Trachemys scripta elegans
Lineage: Eukaryota; Metazoa; Chordata; Testudines; Emydidae
Gene: FAM149A
Product: family with sequence similarity 149 member A
Exons: 13
Coding region: 1141-2610 (489 amino acids)
Source: RefSeq, a predicted model, not a curated record
AGGGAAGGGGAGUCAAUUUGGGAAACAAAGGAUUUCUGCUUUAUCUAAAUCCUAUUUAAGGGUGGGGAGGAAGGCAAAUGAGACUCCUCCUCUUCAUGGCCUAUCUACCCAAGAAGAAAGCCUGUGUGCUUGACUGAAAGAGGCUUGUGAGCUUAGCCUGUCAAGGAGGGUAAAGGGGACCCAGGUUGGCAGAAUAAGCUGACUCGGUGGCACCUCAGCACAGCAGGUGGCACCCCAAAGGGCCCAAACCCAUCACAGUGGUGUAGUCGGCAGGAUAGCGUGCACAGAUUAUUGCCCUGAAACACUGGUGGUGAUUUUAAGUGAGUUUUAAGUGUGGUGACUAGAGAACAGACAAAGUGGUUACUGGUUUGUUGUUUUCUGUUUGCUUAUUUUGGGCAAGAGAAUUAGGGACAGGAAAAAACAGCAAAAUGAGUGAAAGUGAAGCUACGAAAAAGUUGGAGCUCUGCAGAUUUCAGGCAGCAGAAAACAAGAAAGAGCAUAAAAGACAUUUGGAAUUACAAGAAGCAGAAAAUGCUGGGGAGAAAGCAGCCCAUGAGGGCCAUGGAAGCCCAGAAGCAAGCCCUGGAAUUGAAAGUCAAAGAAAUUGAGGCCCAGAAAGCAACCAUGAGAGGGCAUGGAAUUGAGGCAGCUCGAGGCUGACAGGGAAAGGGAAGAUCGGAAGCACGAACUGGCUGUAAUGGAGUGGAUGAGACGGAGCCCCACACCAGGGGGCGCCACCUCUCCAAAAAUCCACAAGUGGGAGUGAUUAUGUCUACUAUAUAGUGAAUCUGGUGAUGUUGCUGAAUAUUUCAUCACCUUUGAGAGGCUGUGUAUGCUCCAUGCGAUUCCUGAUGAUCAAAAGAUGACCACUUUGGUUGCAAAAUUGACUGGGAGAGCUCUGGACAUAUUCAAUAAGAUGCCCAUGGGUGAUGCUUCCAAUUAUAGUAAAUUGAAACUGUUUCGUCACUGUCUUCUAGCAGUCCUAUAACACCAACAGACUUGAAUAAUUCUUGGUCUGGAAUACAAAGCUAUACUACUGGCUUGUCCACUGAAAGAAGCUCAAUUUAUUCUUGGAGGGAUGAUGAAUUUGACAAAGCUAAUACACAAAGAGUGCAUCAGUCAUUCUGGGAUGUGGAUGAAAUGUUGUUUGAAGGAAAAGUGAGUUCUCAAACCCAGAGUCUGCAGGCAGAAUGUAAAGACUGGACCAAACGGUCUCUUCAUCUGAGGAUUUUAGGAAAACAGCUCCUUUUUCCUAGAGAUGAAGGCUUUCAGCAUUUUCAGAGCAGAACGACUUGCUCGGUGUACACCAAAUCUUUAUUUGGCCUCUGUGAAAGCACUAGCAACACAAAAGAGCUGUGCAUUUCGGGAUCUAAACUAGUUCCAAUAGCAUCCCCAGUACACAAAUCAUUAGACUGUGGUUCCCCAAGGAUUUCUGUUUCUGACUCAUCUGAGUAUUCAUUCCUGGAAGAAGAAAUCUAUGAGGUGGAUGGAAAAAUUGAAGAGUAUCUUGCUUUUGACAACAAGGAGCUUGAUGAUGAGAGUUUGGAACAAAAGAAAGCCCAGCUUGCUCGAAAGAGGAAUAAACGUGGCAUUCCUCCUGUUUCUCCCAAUGCCUGUAUCAAAGAUGCAGUGGCAGCUGAAGUGUUUGAUGGUGUCUGGAGCAAUAUAGUUGAAAUAUUGGAGGAGCUGAUUAGAAAAAACUGGGAAACUGCUAUCACAGAGAAUGAUGAACAGGUGGAGAAAUUGAAAGCUAUUACAAGUAAAUUGCCACAUCUACUAGUCUCCCGUAUUACAGCAGAUACAGCAAGUGUCCCCCCAUCAAGAGGCUCUGAGGCACGAAGCACAUCUUUUGGUUCACAUUUUGUUCCAUCUCAGGUUCACCGUUUCUCCAGCAAUUUUUAUAGUGAUUUGAAUGGCGUCAUGACAAUUCAAGCUAAACCACUCCAACAGAGGCAUGCAGGCUUGGCAGACAAGAUACAGAAUGAACAAGAAGACAAACAACAUAACGUAGGCUCCAGUGUUCUCAACUCAGUGCGGAAUCGGCGGGGGCGAAUUACUGAUAACAGUAUUCUCUCAUCAUCUCGGGUACUGCUGGCAUCUUCUAGGAAAAUGCCAACCCAUCGUAGGCUACCAUCUCUCACUUCAGACCCACUAUGUUCAAAGACUCCUAAUGUGUACAGUGAUGAAGUCCUUAGGGGAACUAAACUGUAUACUGGCUUAGAUCGCUUGUCCUCUCCACUUGUACAUACAGCCCGGAACAAGUUACCACCAAUAAACACAGAGGCUGUUGAACAGUAUCUUUCAGUACCUGGAUCACGGCAAGGCUUUCAUAGAGGGCGGUAUCCUCAUAGUAGAGUGUCAAGUGCAGUACCUGACAGUACAGAGCGACGACCACUUAGAGAACGAACUGUCAUUAUUGAUCAGUUUUCAAGACCCAACACAACUCACACAUUCAGGUCAGACACCCCUCAUAAAAGGUCGUUGACGCCCAUGGAUUUUGCUAACAAUACAUGGACAGGUCAAGGCUUUUUAACAGGCUCACAACAUUACUCCAAAUCCUUUCAAAGAAAUCCAUCCACUUCCAGGAAGAGAUUUCAAGUAGCCUCUUAAUACAACUUUGAAAGAGAGAGAAAAUCCAUGGCAGUAAAUGGAGGACUAUACUUCUCGGCCUAUUAGCUACCGUCACAAAGAAUAAAGAAAGAGUACUGCAGCAUACUGUAUGCUGCUUCGUCUUCCAGUCCUGGGCAUAUGUGUAUGGCCUUGUUCAAAAGUAGCAUCAGCAGAGACUGGAACAAAAUGAAAGAAAAAGAAAAUAAAACCAAUGGUUUAAAUCUGGACUGUAGGAAUUUGGUGUCUUUCCAGGGUAAAGAUGAGGCCACUGUCUCUUUCACACACAUACACUGACUUAGUCCUUCGUUUGGGAAGCAACUUCAUAGUUCUGCUUCUCUGUUGGCAGAAGCAAGUAACAACCUGCUCAAAUCCCUGUAGCUGUAUUCCCCUUCCCCUCUCCAGUGUUACAGGCAUUUUGGAUUGUCCCUGCACUGAUUAUGUACAAAGUUAAUGCCUUUUUAAAUAAGAGUUUGUACUACCCAGUGUUUAUCCCUAUUAUGCCCUUUCUCUUUUCUAGUGUCAGACUUUUCCUAUUGCUCUUUGUAAAAAUUGCCUGUCCCUAGCCUUUCUUCCUUGUUUAAUUUAUCUUCAUCUGAACAGUGAUUAGAGAGCUGUAUUUCAUUCAUUAUUAGUAAUUAAGCUGUUCAAUAUGUUAAGUGUUCUGUAGCUCAAAUGGAAUUGGUCUCAGGAAACAACAGUUGUCUUGUUAGGCUGAAUUAUUCCAUACAUUCUCAAGAUUUGAACCUGCUCGCUGACCUGUGAAUAAGACAGUUCUCACUUACCAACCCAGUUAUUAUUGAAGUUUUUUAAUGUCACAUACUAAUGUAAAACCUAAUAAAAAUUCCUGUAUCUAA